Molecule: messenger RNA, 1262 nt
Organism: Culex pipiens pallens (northern house mosquito)
Lineage: Eukaryota; Metazoa; Arthropoda; Insecta; Diptera; Culicidae
Exons: 2
Coding region: 43-1215 (390 amino acids)
Biological process (GO): cell wall macromolecule catabolic process; chitin catabolic process
Molecular function (GO): chitinase activity
Source: RefSeq, a predicted model, not a curated record
GAGCUAUCCAGUCAACUAGGAUCUUCCGAACCAACCACCACCAUGGCCAAACUCUUCGUCGCGUUCUUCGCCCUCCUCGGGAUUUCCUCCCUGACACAAGCAGCCAUCACCAGCCAGGAGGUGAACCGAGUUCUCGUGGCAACCGGUUACCCCCAGAUCGACGCCACUGUGUCCACAAUCGUCACCAACGGCAUCAACGGGAUGACCACAGACCGUAACGAGGCCGCCAUGUUCCUGGCGCAGGUCAUCCACGAAAGUGGUGGUUUCAAGUAUCGGGAGGAGAUUGGGGGUGCCAGUCGGAACUACGCCCCGUACUAUGGACGUGGGUAUAUCCAGUUGACGUGGGACUACAACUAUCGGGCUGCUUCGCGGGAUAUCUUCGGUGAUGAGCGGUUGGUGCGCGAUCCGGGAAUGGUGUCACGUGAUUUGAACCUGUCGAUGCGGGUGUCCACGUGGUUCUGGGUGAAGAAUGUACGCCCUGCUGGUGGAGUCAGUCAGAACAACUUUGGACUUACGACUAAGGCUAUAAAUGGAGCGCUUGAGAGUGGAUCGAACAAUCCGGUGGCCAUUAGGAGUCAAUUCGGAUCUUCCGAACCAACAACCACCACCAUGGUCAAACUCUUCUUUGCGAUCUCAGCCCUGCUGGCAGUGUCCUGCCUGAGCCAGGUGGCAUCGGCCGUCACCAGUCAAGAGGUAAACCAAGUCCUCGCGGCUACCGGUUACCGACAAGUUGACGCCACCCUGGCCGGAGUCAUCGCCAACGGCAUCAACGGGAUGACUUCGGACCGUAACGAGGUGGCCAUGUUCCUGGCGCAGGUCAUCUACGAAAGUGCUGGAUUUCACUAUCGGGAGGAAAUUGGAGGGGCCAGCAAGAGUUACGCGCCGUACUAUGGACGUGGGUACAUUCAGUUGACUUGGAAGUACAACUAUCAGGCUGCUUCGCGGGAUAUCUUCAAUGAUGAUCGACUGGUUCGGGAUCCCGGAAUGGUGUCACGUGAUACUACCAUGUCGAUGAGAGCUUCCACGUGGUUCUGGGUUAAGAACGUUCGUCCGAAGGGUGGUGUUAGCAAAAACAACUUUGGACUAACGACCAGAGCUAUCUGGGGCAAUCCUGUCGGUGGUUCGAGCAAUCCAGUGUCCAUCAAGCGGUAUGACUUGUACAAGAAGGCCGCCAAGGUUUUGGGAGUUACAAAUGUUGGAAUUAACAGUUUCUAAGAAUGUUUACUUCUGAAAGUCAUACAAUAAAGCUUCUGCCACAGUAA